Molecule: messenger RNA, 1215 nt
Organism: Aricia agestis (brown argus)
Lineage: Eukaryota; Metazoa; Arthropoda; Insecta; Lepidoptera; Lycaenidae
Product: ribonuclease Oy-like
Exons: 3
Coding region: 57-935 (292 amino acids)
Molecular function (GO): ribonuclease T2 activity; RNA binding
Source: RefSeq, a predicted model, not a curated record
GCACACUAGCGGAAGCAACAUUAACCUUGGAGACUGAACUCGAGAAGGCUGCCAAGAUGGACUGGAACCACCUUCUGACCUCGUACAUUAUCUUUCUAGCCUUGUUUAUAGGCACUAAAGCCGAAGAUGGGGAAACAGACAAUUCUAAUUUGUUGACAACAACGCCUGCAAUAGACGACAGUCUUAUUGCCAGGAAUGGUCUAACAUCAGACAAGUGUAAGGACGAUCCUAGCAAGCGGUAUGUCGCACCCGCCAAGGACUGCUUCGAUUACUUCACCCUGGCCAUCUUCUGGGCGCCCGGCUACGCGUAUAAGCAGAAGCUGAGGAAGGUGCCGAUUCGCAAGAACAUAGAUCCAAAAUGGAUCAUCCACGGCCUAUGGCCCUCGUGGUCGAGCGGACAGGAGGAUCCAGCUUGUAAGCGCUCCGACAUAUUCUUCAAUGAGAACCGCUUUAAGAACGCAAAAGUUCUGACGCCGCUGCCCGGAGACAACAACCUUUACAGCGUCCUGAUGAACACCUGGUACACCAUCCUCGAGAAAGCUACCAAGAACUUCUGGGAGCACGAGUUCAAUAAGCACGGGAACUGCGCCACACGGUCCUCGAAAAUUAAGGACGACGUCGGCUACUUCCAGAAGACUUUCGAUAUGUACUAUAAGCUCAACCUCGGUACCACCUUCUCCAACGCAAGAUAUAGGCCAGGAGAUAGCAAAAAGUUGUCAGAAAUCAUUACCGUGGUUAACGAUAGACUCAAAGCUAAAGUCAAGGUUGAUUACACGAAGGAAUACGUUAAAAAAGACAACACUUGGAAGGCGUAUUUGGCGGAAGUGUCCAUCUGCUUAGAUUACGACCUCAAGCCUAUUGACUGCACCAAUCUGAGUCGCCAAGAAAACGACGGUGACUUGAUGGUCACGUACCCAAACAGUGUUCCUAAUUAGACACUAAAUACCAUUUGGAUUUUCUAUAGUUUCAUUGCCGUAUCCUGAGUGCGACUUUUUGUUGUUACUACAUACUGUGAAGAAGUAAACAGUUCUUUUUUAUAUCAUUAAAAUUAGUUACUAGCUUUGAUUCGUUGUCAUUCAAUUUGUAGUCUGCGUGAGGAGUAAUGACAAAAAUUUAACUUUAUCAUUCAUAAAACGUACCUGUUUAUUCCCAUUUCGUCACAAUCAUUACAUACACAAUUACACAUUCCCAAUUAAUAAAAAUGUUUAUAAUAAA